Aspergillus japonicus CBS 114.51 is the source of this 518-nucleotide messenger RNA. RefSeq lists its product as uncharacterized. Lineage: Eukaryota; Fungi; Ascomycota; Eurotiomycetes; Eurotiales; Aspergillaceae. The coding region runs from base 130 to 378 and encodes 82 amino acids. The record is from RefSeq and is a predicted model, not a curated record. The transcript is spliced from 3 exons.
UACUCCUUCAAACCACUUAAGAGUUCUAAACUCGGGAUAUCAACCCCUCACUACUACAUAACGAACCUUCCGCUCUUCCGCUUGACUAGACAUAUUCUCAUAGCCACCGAACUGAUUCCGCCUCCCACCAUGCCCCUCGUCAUCCCCGGCAUCAACAACACCAGCGGCGGCUCGAGCCAGGAUGACUGGUCGCACAAGCUAAUGGGCAAGACUGUCACCGAGGGAUCGAGCGAUGUGAACUCAUUCGCCAAGAAAGACCUGCCGGAGACCCAUCGGAUCGUCAAGCCUGGGGACAUGACGACGAUGGAUCAUAAUCCUGAUCGGUUGAAUAUCCAUGUGGAUGAGAGCGGGACGGUGCAUAAUGUCAACUAUGGUUAAAGUGCUGGGGAAUUUACAACGGGGAUGUGGUGUGUGUGUGUGUGUGUGUGUGUGGAUGAUGGUUAUGAUUUGUGUUUGCUUGUUGGGGCUACUAUGGGAUGAUGGUUAUGAUGGGAUGGAUUUUAUGUACUGCGUUGGUU